Molecule: messenger RNA, 390 nt
Organism: Lycium barbarum (goji berry)
Lineage: Eukaryota; Viridiplantae; Streptophyta; Magnoliopsida; Solanales; Solanaceae
Exons: 1
Coding region: 1-390 (129 amino acids)
Source: RefSeq, a predicted model, not a curated record
AUGAGCCCUUCUAGUGUUGCUGGUUCAGAUGGCUAUAAUGGGAAUUUCUUUCAUAAAUGUUGGACUAUCAUUCAAGAGGACAUCAAAAACAUGGUCCACGAUUUCUUCAAAGGAAGGAACUUAACUAAGUUCUAUUCCCAUACCUGUCUAAUCUUGAUUCCCAAGGUUGAUUCUCCUGCUAACUUUGGUAAUCUUAGACCAAUUAGUCUAAGUAACUUCAAUGCCAAAAUUAUUUCUAAGAUUUUGUCCAUUAGGUCGAAUCCACUACCAGAUAAGCUCAUUUCAGAAAACCAUUCUGGUUUUGUCAAAGGCAGACUUAUCACUGAAAAUGUUCUUUUAGCCCAAGAAUUAGCCCAAGGAGUGUCUCAGAUUAAUCAGGGAGAAACAUGA